Cyprinodon tularosa is the source of this 973-nucleotide messenger RNA. RefSeq lists its product as uncharacterized. Lineage: Eukaryota; Metazoa; Chordata; Actinopteri; Cyprinodontiformes; Cyprinodontidae. The coding region runs from base 26 to 958 and encodes 310 amino acids. The record is from RefSeq and is a predicted model, not a curated record. The transcript is spliced from 8 exons.
CCUAUGUCUCCAGGCAGUAGUAGCAAUGUUAGAGAAUAAAACGACCAACCUUGUGGAUGACAUCACUCUGCUGGAAAUUAAAGUGUCUGCUCAGCAACUUGGCUAUGACAAUUGGCUUAUAAAAGAGAAGCCAACUCAGUUCCAAGAAAUAAGAAUUGGAAAUGCUGCCAAGUCCAAACAAGAGAGCAGUGAUGCUUUAGAUAAGUUGCUAAGAGAAGCAAGUGCAAUGAAUAACAAUGAAUUCAAAGAGAGUGAGGAUGAACUGAGAAGACAUAUGAGUUAUGCCGAUCAGUUGUUCAAGCUAGCACCAACCGCACCUGAAGAAGUUGCAGACAGCAAAUGUGUUGGGACAGCUUUAAAGUCCGGUCCAGAUGGAACGCUGCCUUUGGAGUGUGCCUUUCCCAUCCUACUGAGUGAGAAACUGUCCACUGAUUUAUUUCAUAUCAGCUACUGCAGCAGUGAGAAGAUCUACUUAUCAGACCCCCUUGAGGUUGUUGAUCUGUACAAAGUGCAAAGACAACGGAUUCUGAUUCUGCAUCAGCAUAUCGAAGCAAGAGUUCAAAAGCUGAAGGACAUCAAACAGGACGUGAAAGAAAUGAAAGAGAAAGUUAGCCAUCUGGAAGAGAAUCUAUCAAUCCAAGAAAGCGACAUAAAGCCCAUGUUGGAAAUGGAAGACAGGAGGGCUAAUAAGUUCAGAAGAAGAGUUCAACUCAAAGAGACACAGAAGACAGAAACACAGGAUCCCAUCUUUACGACUGUGGAUAGGAGGGUGACAGAAAUUUACUCCUGCUUCUUCAAAGAACAACCAAUCUCUACACCAACUCGGGAAAAGCUCAUAAGUGUUAUAGAGCCUAUCCUCGCUUUGAUGAAGACCCUUGAAAACAUCCCUGAAAAGGAACUUCAGCAAGAGCGAGACGCCCUCAUUAAGGCCAGGUUUGUUUUCAAGAGCUUUGGCUAACAUUGAUGAGUCAUG